Ceratotherium simum simum (southern white rhinoceros) is the source of this 1445-nucleotide messenger RNA. The record is from RefSeq and is a predicted model, not a curated record. Lineage: Eukaryota; Metazoa; Chordata; Mammalia; Perissodactyla; Rhinocerotidae.
AAAUAUGAGGAACUUAUUUCAGGUGACUACCACCAAAGAGAAAAGACAUGAAAUACCCAUAGCAGGCAUCUAACGUAAAAAGUAGAAUGAAUAAGUGUAAUAUACAACUUCCCUCCCAAAAAAAUCCUGAACUUUUGAUAGAAUUAUUUUGGUGUUUGUGGAUUAAGUUUAUUUAGAAACCUGUUUGGAGGUUAUGGAUGAUCAGCCCAAUCCUGGAACCCUAAGUGAGAGUUCAGAACUUCUCUUCUCCUUUGGAGUUAUCACAGAUAUUCAAUAUGCUGACUUAGAAGACGGCUAUAAUUUCAGUGGAAGCAGACGGAGGUACUACAGACACAGUCUUCUUCACCUACAGGGUGCUAUUGAACACUGGAAUAAAGAAAGCAGCCCACCCUGUUGUGUACUUCAGCUUGGAGAUAUCAUCGAUGGAUAUAAUGCGCAAUGUAAAGCAUCAGAAAAGUCUCUAGAAGUUGUUAUGAACACAUUCCAAAGGCUUAAAGUCCCAGUUCAUCAUACAUGGGGAAAUCAUGAAUUCUAUAACUUCAGCAGAGACUAUUUAACAAGCUCUAAACUUAACACCAAGUUUCUAGAAGACCAAAUUGUACAUCAUCCUGAGACUAUGCCUUCAGAGGAUUACUAUGCUUACCAUUUUGUGCCAUUCCCUAAAUUCCGGUUCAUUUUACUCGAUGCUUAUGACUUGAGUGUCUUGGGCGUGGAUCAGUCUUCUCCAAAAUACCAGCAGUGUCUGAAGAUACUGAGGGAGCACAAUCCAAACACGGAAUUGAAUAGUCCUCAAGGACUUUCUGAGCCCCAGUUUGUCCAGUUUAAUGGAGGAUUCAGCCAAGAACAGCUGAACUGGUUGAAUGAAGUUCUUACAUUCUCUGACACAAACCAAGAAAAAGUGGUGAUUGUGAGCCAUCUUCCCAUUUACCCUGAGGCCUCUGACCGUGUGUGCCUGGCCUGGAAUUACAGAGAUGCCCUGGGGAUCAUUUGGUCUCACCAGUGUGUGGUGUGUUUCUUCGCUGGUCACACUCACGAUGGUGGCUACUCUAAGGAUCCUUUUGGUGUGCACCACGUCAACCUGGAAGGGGUUAUUGAAACAGCUCCGGACAGCCAGGCUUUUGGCACAGUUCACGUCUAUCCUGACAAAAUGAUGUUGAAAGGGAGAGGCAGAGUUCCAGACAGAAUUAUAAAUUACGAGAAGGAAAGAACUUUCCAUUUGUAGUUUGAUUUUGUUUACCUUUAUAGACAGAGAGUGACUUAGCUUUGUGUUUUUGUUCCCCUCCUGGCCCCCAAAUCCUCAGUCUCAUUGUUUAGUAGUUAUUUGCAUAACAAAAUGUGCGUAUGGCUUCAGUGUGUGGUAGCUCCUCAGAUAUUCUGAAAUGGCAUUUUUGGAUAAUAUAUCCAGUGCUGAAAAUUAGAAACAAAAUGAAUGAAAGUGGCAUGAA